Daldinia decipiens is the source of this 1269-nucleotide messenger RNA. Its product is annotated as cytochrome c oxidase assembly protein PET191-domain-containing protein. The record is from RefSeq and is a predicted model, not a curated record. Gene Ontology annotation, biological process: mitochondrial respiratory chain complex IV assembly. NCBI's taxonomy places the organism in Eukaryota, Fungi, Ascomycota, Sordariomycetes, Xylariales, Hypoxylaceae. Gene Ontology annotation, cellular component: mitochondrion. The transcript has 3 exons. Bases 478 to 870 code for a protein of 130 amino acids.
AUAAUAUUGAAAUCAUAGGUAAUUAAGGUUCUUCAUUUUAUUUCAAUGGCAAUGGAGCUCCUUCCCCUACGGUGUACUAGGUACAUUGCAUAGAGUCUCCCUGUCUCCCUGUCUCCCCACUAAUGAUAACUUAAAUUGGUUGGAUAGUUGACCUGGAUAGCGGAAAAAGGAAAGAAUGAACUCUGCCAACAACAUGCCAGCAAAGCUACCUAGGUACAUAGUAUGUACAUACAAAGCUACCCCUGCAUUAAAGAAAGUUGCAUAUGCUAACAUGCUUACCUAGGUACCUAAGUACCUAGUGUAUGUACAUAACUCCGGGCGGUCAUCCACCAAUCGAUGUUAUUGCAUUUCUUUAAGCUCGGACCAACUAACCUUUCGCAACUUUCGCGAUAGAAACCAUCUGAUCCGAUCUGAUGUGAACUGGUGGAAAUUGAUUCCUCUACAGCUUCGCUCGCAGAUCCCCCACAUCUGGUCAAUAUGCCAAGCUCAUGUAAAGAAAUAAGAGCCGCACUGGCGGAAUGCCUGCAAGAGUCGGAUUGCGUGAUGGUACAGCGUCAUACCGCAGCCGAAUGUCUGCGCUCACCGCUAUCCGAGACCCUCCCGACAAAGUGCCAACAGCUGAAGAAGGGCUUUGGCGAGUGUAGGAGGGGCAUGAUCGAUAUGCGCAAGCGGUUCCGCGGGAAUCAACCCAUCACCUUCAAGAGCCUCGAAACGACCGAGCAGUCGGGAGAGGGAUACCAGCUUUAUGCCGGAAGAUCCGCUUUCGCCGGCUCCGUCCGUAAAACCGACGGGAACGAGCCUGAGCCUAAGGACUGGAGGGAAUUGGAGAAUGAAAAGUACCGAAAAGAACAGGAGUCGCAAAAGAAAUAAAAUAAUAUAUACCAUACAAAAGAUUGGGCGGAUAUGUCGCAGCAAGCAUCGGACGGCGUUGGGGUUGGAUUAGUAUGUCUUGAGGUGUCAAAACCGGGUGUUUAUAUCUUCAGGUGUGGCUUGCAACGGGUCAACUCUGCUCAGACGGCAAAAUUCACAUCUGAAUCAAACCCUAAGUCUAUCUUCGGUCUCUGGGUAUACUGGUUCCACUGACAUGGGCAAAUACUCAAUAUCACGUAUUCACACGACACUACAUAUACCUGUCUGCUCUAUGUAUAAUUAUAUACAUGUACAUACCAGAUAUACCCAAGCUGCUAGGUUAGUCAUAAGACCGAGAUGACUUAGUCAGCCGUACGCUUCUAAUAGUACAUACCUACCUAACCUACAUACCUAACCUAG